Boleophthalmus pectinirostris (great blue-spotted mudskipper) is the source of this 4678-nucleotide messenger RNA. It is a transcript of the gene cited4b, whose product is annotated as Cbp/p300-interacting transactivator, with Glu/Asp-rich carboxy-terminal domain, 4b. Bases 209 to 994 code for a protein of 261 amino acids. Gene Ontology annotation, biological process: regulation of DNA-templated transcription. The transcript has 2 exons. Gene Ontology annotation, cellular component: nucleus. Lineage: Eukaryota; Metazoa; Chordata; Actinopteri; Gobiiformes; Gobiidae. The record is from RefSeq and is a predicted model, not a curated record.
CUGAGUUGACCCAGAAAAUAGGCAGUCGUUUCAAGAUCUGAUGCGGCAGUCUUUGUGCACACCGUUCUCGCUGAGCAUGAAGCGUAACCCAGUGGAAUACAGAGUCUAAACAGAGGAGCUCCGUUUUUACACUGGAACUGUUUAAAAGGACGGAACCAGAGCAAAGUAGCGCAACUUUGUGGAGCUGUUACGGUUUCGGACAGGAGGCAUGGCAGACCAUCUGAUGAUGCCCAUGAAUCACAACUCAGCAGGUGGCGGUCUCCACGGUUACAGGAUGGGCAUGAACGGCGGCCUGCAGGCAGGUCACCAGCAGCAUGCUAACCAGCAGGGCAUGCGGCCCAUGCCCAAUGGCCAGAUGAUGCACUACGGAGGUGGGCAGGCCAACAUGGAGACGGCCAUGAGGCAGCGUCAGGUCAUGGGUGCACCCAUGAACGGACAGAUGAACGGGGCACAGAUGGGCCAUCACCAGAUGACCUCUGGAAACAUGAUGUACAACGGGCAGCACCAUCCGGGACAGCAGCAGCACCACAUGCACCCGCAGCAGCACCCGGGCCAGCACCCGCCCCAGUCCCAGCACCCUCAACAGCACCCACCCCAGCAUCCACAACAGCACCCCCAGCAACACCCACAGCAGCAGCAGUUUAUGAACGGAGGACUCACAUCUCAGCAGCUCAUGGCCAGCAUGCAGCUGCAGAAACUCAACACUCAGUACCAUGGACACCCUCUCGGACCUAUGACCGGGGGCCACAUGGGCCCCGCUCAGUACCGCAUGAACCCGGCCCAGCUGGCCAACAUGCAGCACAUGGCCGGGCCCACACUGGCACUCAAUGGUAUGGACGCCGAUAUGAUCGAUGAGGAGGUUCUCACCUCACUAGUCAUGGAGCUAGGCCUAGAUCGAGUGCAGGAACUACCAGAACUUUUCCUCGGACAGAAUGAGUUUGACUUUAUUUCAGACUUUGUCAACAAACAGCAGCCUAGUACUGUCAGCUGCUGAGAGGAUCUGCUUUUGCCACAAAUGGAGGAGCAAGGAGCAUGAAUUGUCCUGGAUGGAUGAGUGCUCAGUCCUGCUUUUUAUUUUUAACUGCACCUUUCUGCACAAAGCAGCAGCAGGACGCACUGAGGACCCCGGGACCCCACUGUGGGACCCCCUGUGGACCCAACUGUGGGACACAGACCAGUGUCGCACUUGUGCUUGUGGCCACAGGUGCAGGCUCAAGGCUUCAGCCCAGAUUUCUGGACUUGAAUGUAAUAAACGCCACUUGAACAAUGCUAUGACACUGUGUAGCCCCAGGCCCGGACUCCAUCUUGAUCUUUGCAUACAGAAAAAGGUGCAUUUAUUUAUUCUAAUCAGAGAAAACAGAUUCAAAGUACAGCUUCCAUGUUUUUGGGAAGUAUUAUAUUUUAGUUGAACAAAAUGCAUUCUCUGCCAUUCUCUUUUGGGUUUAGAGUAUAUGUUGGCGUGGUCAGUGUAUGACCACAGCACUCUGUUAUCUCAUUUCUGUGGGAGUAUCAUGCAUAAAUGGUUCACUUAUGGGAAAGUGCUGCCUUUUUAGAUGUGAUGUUCUCUGAGUCUACUGCUUGUACUGUACUAAACCAUGAAGCUGUAUUCACCAUGUUGACACUGUUGUGUUCUAUUGGAGAUGUAGAACCGCCUUAAUUUAGCAGAUUAUUAUUUAUUGGUUGUUUAUAUUGUCCCCUGUUUGUGGUCAAGAUGGGGGUGUAUUCUGUCAGAGGGCUUUGGAGGAUCAAUAAAGAUGGCCUGGAUAGAAGUGUGGCCUGCUUUCCCAUUCAUUGCACUGUUCUCCCCCCAGGCGCUCAGAGAAGUCAGUGCUCAGUGCUUGGGUUAACAUGUGGGUGCGCCCAAACCUCAGCCUGAUUUGGAGGCAUUUAAACAGAUACAAUAUUCAUGUUUCCUGUGUUCUGUGCAGGGGAGGGCGUACUGCAAAUCCCCAGGGCUUUACAUGUGCGUUCUGUUCUUGAUCAGAUUCAGUGUACUGUAACAGAUGCCAACAUGACUGACAUGUAGUAAUUGCACACACAUCUUGAUUAUCACAGGCUUGGCUGUUGCUGAUGCUUAAAUAAUAGUUUUAUAUCUAAAGAACAAAUGAUUAUGGGUGCAAAUAGCUGUUAAAAAUAUUCACACAGAUUAUUAUGGUUAAGUAAUUAUGUUUUAAGUUAAUAUCUUUUGUUUCUUGGUUGUCUGUAUUCCCGUUACAGACCAUUACCUCAUUACAAUUCAGUUUUUUUGUGCGUCCCAAAGUCCACAAGGGUUACCUGUUAUUUAUUUAUUUGUAUUUUUUGGUAAUGUGAUUGGGGAGAAAAAUGAUAGAAAGGUCCUACACCUGAUAUAAGAUACAAGGUAAGCUGAUGCUAAAGAGUUAGGAGGUUCAUUGCAUUCCAACUCGGGUAAAAAGGUUAAAAGUCCUAUAUUACACAAAAUGGAUUCCUGUGAGUGUUUAGCCGUUAUAAUGCUGAUACCUCAUCAAAAACAUACCCAGAGUUUUGUUUUGAGUCAUUUACACGUGUUUGAGUAGUCUGGCAUUGUUGGUCUCUCUACAUCUCAAAAGUUCAAAAUGAUUUGUUCCACUUUCUGAUCUCUUGUAGUGGUGGUUUUCAAGUAACAGUCACCUUUUAGUUCAGCAGAGAUUGGCAAUUCCAGGGUUGGAAUUUUCAGAUGAUUCUAGUGAAGAUGUAUGGAGUUUAAAAACACAGUGGAGCCAUAUUACAUCACUAAAUGGAACAGAGGGUUUUCUGUCUGAGAGAAGAACACAGCCUAAAUAUGGAGGGUUUAUGUGUUUAACAUGUGUGAAUGAAGACAAAACACUGCAGGUUUGUGAUGAGGAAACAACAUUAUAAUACAGAUCGCCCAAUAGUGUAAUAUGAGCCCUUUAAAAAUAUAUCGUUAGUAAUUACUAUUGCAAGAUAAGGUCAGUGUUAAGAAUACUGGAAUAAUACUACUAAUAACAGAGUGCUACAAACAGUACAACAAAGUACUUCAGCAAAACUUCCAACACAUUUAUUAUUGUCCCGAUUGGUUCCAUCAUUCUCCCCACAAUACCUAUAAACAAUCUUGAGAAUUCACCACUCCUCUCCGGAAAGCCACAGCCACUUGUCGAGUAGUAAAACAAUUUUCCCCAUAUGAUUGCGUUCAUUAUGAAAUGAGGUUAAAGAGAUUCUCCGCAGCAGCCCCGUUUGCCGGAUUGUUAUGUGCCUCGGAGCAAUGAAAACGCUUGAUUGAGGUCAUGUUGGGAAUGCCAUCAUGGCGUUUAGUUGUUGCCACAUUGUCAACAAAAGCAUCUUUAGCAACAUCGUGAGUAACAGGGGGAGCAUGAGGAGCUCUGGUAAUGCGCACCGCCAGUAAUGCUGUUUGCUGAUUACUCACUUUUCCAUUCCACUUGCCUCCCUACUAUGUAAUUGUAUUUGUUGUAUUGUGGCUGAGGGUGGUUGGAGUUUAAGAGUUUUCAAAUCAAGUGCUGCCUUUGAAAAUAUGUAGCUCAAAAGUAGUUAUAAAAGCCUAGAUACAAAAUUAUAUUGUUACAUAUAAAGUGUACUUGUUAUCAAGGCAGGUUAAGCAAUAAAAAAAAAAUCAAGAAGUUGUUGCUUCAUUUGGGUUCAGAAUUGACCAACUGUAUAGCAACUGUAAGUAGCUUGAGCUCUUACAGUUUAAAAAAAAAGUAUUGCAAUCACAACUGAACCUGGUUUGCCAAUACCCUAAACCUGUAUAGAGGAGACAUUCAAGUUUUUCUCAUUCUCAGUAUAUAGGCACCCUGCAGGCUACAGAGGCUGCACUAGCACUGAUUCAUGAUUGGCUGCUGGUGCUAGGGUUUAGGCUCAUUCUGUUUUCUGAUUGGAUAAGCAUCUUGAGAACUAGAACACCAACUAUAACAUAAACAACGUAGCCAUCAUGUUUUUGCCAUUAAAAAUAAAUCAGCAUUAUCAUUUUUACCAGCUUACAUUAUAUUUGAUUUGUAUCUGGGGACAAGGUCGUGUUUAUGGAAUGUAAACUAAAUAUCUUACAUACAUUCCCUUUAAGAUUUUUACUUUUUCUAAAAAUAACAGAAUUAUUAUCCAUUCAUAUAAGUUCCCCAAACUGUAUUCAGUGACUGUGAGUGGAGUAAGAGGCCUGAAUGAGUUUGAGUUUCAAGUAACAAAGUGCUUUAGGCUAUGUGUUGGAGAGCUUGUACUUAUCACUUACGACUUCACUAUUUGUGUAGUUCAACAGACACUGACUGGAAAACAUGCUUACUCUGGUGUAGAGGAUAUUGUGCUAAACAUGUUCAGGAGGUUCAGGUGACAACACCACAUUAUACAAUACCUCAGGUAAAACUGAAAUAUUAAUUUGCUGUUUAACUGACAAAUAAAAUGUGGAUAUUUGGCUAAAAGAAGUGAUUCCAAACAAACUAAUCAGGUAAAACCUUUAUGGAUUUUGUUUGGGUAUACCAAAUGUCAGUGUCUUUCCCAUUGCCCUUCAUCUGAAAUCAUGACAUCAUAUUUUACAAUGUCAUGAACGCAACCUUGUAUUGCAGCUGUCUUAUUAUGUUUGAUUUGUUGCCAUCCAAACUUGAUUUUAGUUAAAUAUUGGUUCCUAGGGUUACAAAAAUGCUACAAAAUCAUUUUAGAUUUCAACCAACUCGAUUUCAUUGAAACAACCCAAAUAAAGACAAAUGUGUGAGCCUCA